AUUAAUAUACUUCAAUAUGACAUCUCUGCUAUCAACAUUAAAUAAUAAUAUGCCGCAUAGAAAUUAUUUCAAUUAUCCUAAUUUUGAUACGAACGUGUCUCAUUUAAUGACUCCUUACCCGGCUGAACUACGGCCUAAUACGAGGCUAGAAAAAUCACCUCCUACGCCUGUUUCGCAUAACGACGGAGAAACAAACGGAGAAAUUAGUGGCGAUGACCAAAGUAUUACCAGCGACCAUCCCCUCAAUCAAAACGAUGAAAAUUCUAUGGAUUCCGAUAGAGAUGGAGCGUUAAAUUUAGUGAGAUCGAGCAAUGAACAACCAACAAUAUCAACACCAAAUUCACAAGUAACUAGUUCGAGUCCGGGCGUUGGAGCAGCACUGGCGGCCUUAGGAAGUCUUGGUGGCAUUUUCGGAAAUCAUCUUCAAAUGUUAGGAAGUUUACCGGCUUUCCAAAGCCAGCAGAGCCUGCAGCAAUUGCAGCAGUUGGCGAUGCUGCAACAGGCUAGUGGUAAUCAGAUGAAUCCUCAAGCUCAAUUUUUAUUCCAGAACCAGGGUUUCCUACAAGGUUUUCCUAGAUCGAGUAUAUCUUCCAGACCCCCUCAUACAUUACAGGUGCAACAAAUUGCGCAGGCCGCUCAACAACUCCAGCAGCUACAGAAAGUACAACAUAACACGAAUCAGCACAACACGAGCAUUCCACAAAAUGCUUCUUUACCACACCAAACUCAAACGACUCCUCCGAAUAAUAAUCACAAUAUCCCCGCCAGUAUGCUUACACCAAGUACGCCGAGUUCGGGAGGCUUAACACCUCAACAUCUAAAAACACCUUCCAGGAUAUUGGAACCGUCGCCCGAAGAAACCACAGACUUGGAAGAACUCGAACAGUUUGCCAAAACUUUCAAGCAACGAAGGAUAAAAUUAGGGUUUACACAAGGAGACGUGGGAUUGGCGAUGGGAAAAUUGUACGGGAACGAUUUUUCCCAAACGACUAUAUCUCGAUUCGAAGCUUUGAAUCUUAGUUUCAAAAAUAUGUGCAAAUUGAAGCCGUUACUUCAAAAAUGGUUAGAGGACGCCGAUAGUACUUUAGCUAAUCCAGGAGCGCUCAGUAACCCCUUAACCACCCCCGAAACAAUAGGCAGGAGACGAAAAAAGAGAACAUCCAUCGAAACCAGUGUCCGUAUCGCUCUCGAAAAAGCCUUUAUACAAAAUCCGAAACCUACCUCCGAAGAAAUCACCAUGCUAGCAGACGGUCUUUGUAUGGAAAAAGAGGUAGUGAGAGUUUGGUUUUGUAAUAGGCGGCAAAAGGAGAAGAGAAUCAACCCACCUACGGCGGCGAUGGGUUCGCCGUGUUCAGUCGGAAACACCAACGGGAACAUGUUCCACAUCGCCAAUAGUUUAGCGACUAGUCCUUUAUCUUUGGUAACUUCCAGCGGCCAUAAUUAUAAUCCUAAUGUAAUGGUAAAACAAGAAUGACCUUCACUGAAUUUUUUCGCAGACCAUUUUUUAGAUUAAUUCCAGGUCUGUUAUUGUGCAAUGAAUUCCAAUUUAAGAUUUAUCCCGAUAAUCAUCGCGCUAUCUGAAACGUAGCAUCAAACCCACGCAAUAUUGAUAAUUUUUCCAACAACAAAAUGGCCAUUAAACGGAAUUGUUUAUCAUCUAAACGAACACCAUGGAAAAAUACGUGAAACUUUCCAGUCCCCAUACAUCUUUGUCUAUGAUCAUCUUGUAUUUAAUCCACUUCUUUUUUUAUUCAGAUCCGUUGUUGUCUCCAACCAUUUCUUUCUUCUUUUUACAACGAUGGAUUAUAUCCAAGCCCUUUAUCAGUUUUUCUAGCCCUUAUUUCAUCUCAAUUCACAAUUUUCUUUCGGAUUAUACAAAAUUUAUAACUACUGAGUCUAAUUAUGGUUCUGUACGUUUAUUUUUGCUUCAACCUCUUCAACUGUUGAUUUUAUUAUAUAUCUGGUUGCCCUUGAGUGUUGAUUUUAUCAUCUUAACUAGAUCUUAUGGCACUUCUAGGUCUUAAAUGGAUUCGCAAGUCUAUUGGAAAUGGAUUAACCUCAUUUUUUUGGUUACUUUGCAAGGAAUCAAUUAAACCUUUUUACAUCUAUUCCCUUUCCGUCUCUACAUCACGUUAACUCAUCUUCUAUUCUUAUCUUCAACUCUUUUUGUAUCUUUUUCUUCUCAAGUUGUUUCAAAAUGAUCCGAAUCGGCGUUAUCUCAAUGACACCUUCCCUGUGAGUUGACAUUUCUGGAACCGUUGGUGAUAUUCAUCCUGAACACACUGUUUAAACUACACCAACACUCUUACAUUGUGUGACGCGCGUUUCGAUAACCAAGUUGUCGUCUUCAGAGACUCAGUUUACUUUCAGUCUCUGGAGACGUUAACUUGGUUAUCGAAACGCUCUUCAGACAGUGUAAUCGUUGGUUUGGUUGAUCUUUGUUGAUCCUACUUGAACACUUGUCUUCUAGGUCUUUGUAUUGCUUGAAUAUUCUGUCCGAUUCAGUUUUGAUGAUAUUGAUCUUGUUUAUUUAGUCUUGGUCUUGGCAUUUCUCAAACAAUUAAAGCGUUAUAAUUCUUGGUUAAUCUAUUUUAAACUUGGUCUUUUUCAAAUACUUCUAAAUUCGUUUUUAAUUAUUCAUUUUUCAUCUUAAUUUUUCUCACAUAAUGUUGGUAAUUUUUCUGGAAACUUCUGGUUCAAUUUCGUACUUAUCUUUAACAAAUAAUUUUACAUUGGAUAAUUCAAUUUUUAUCUGGAUUAUAUAAAUGUUUUCGUAGUAAGAUUGUGGCAAAAUUAAACAUAAAAGUGUACCAACUCUAAUAUAUUUCCUCCGAGUUUUCUAAUACUUAUAUAUUCAUCGUCUGAGAAUUAAUUAGUUAAGAAUUGAGGCGUUUUAAAUUUAGUUGUUUCUCUUAAAAAAUCAUUUUUUUUUACUUUGGAUGAUUUUUGGUUUUCCUUUAUCGGUUUCCAUUUUAAUUUUCCUUAUUAAAUUUUGGUUUUCGCAUUUUUGAGAUACCUACAGAUCUCGAGAUCUUUCUAAUUGAGUUUUGAUCUUGUUUUUGAUUCAUUUUUGGCAUUGACCUUGCUCAAAUACUACUAAUAACAUCCGUUUAAUGAGAAAGACAUAACCUCCAAAUAACUUUUAAUAUUCGUUUGUAAGGGUUGUUUAUGUAUAUUUAUGAAUGAUGAAUUUCCAAAAUUACAUAUUAUUUUUGUUUAUUUUUUGUCUCUUUUAUUUUUACUUUAAGGUAAAUAUUCUACAUAUGAAGGACCUCUAAUAACCUCAAAAGAUGCCAUAUAAUAUGAAAAAAACUUUGAAGAAUGUUAUUACUUCUUGUUAUGAUCGGUUUUUAUAGGUUUUCAUAAAAUUUUUAUCAUUUAUAAGCAAGUCGUGUUCGGGGAGAAAAAUAAACAAAAAAAAUUUUUGGAUCGUCCUUUUUUUCAAUUUUUUUUUCUUACACCGAGGUUAAAAUCGGGUUAAAUUUUUCAUUGGCUUCGGAAACUAAUUUUAUUUCAAGUUUUCGCGAUGAUUAUUGUUUAUUCUGACAGGUCUUUUUGAUGUUUUAUCCUAAGAAAAAAUUUGAAAUACAACGAUUUUUCAGAUAUUUCAUUAUAUUGAUAGUAAAAAGUUCACAUAAUAUCUUAUUUGAGCCAUAAAAAAAUUUUAAAAUAAUAGAAACCCAUUAAAACAUCUCACGAAACAAUAAAAUAAAAAUAAAAAUAUUAAAUAAAAAUUAAAUUCCACAAAUUUUGAAAAAUAUAACGAAACUAGACACCAAUUUUACCACCACUGUAUAAAGUGUCUGUUUAUUUAAAAUCUUAUAGUAUAUCAGUACUUGAAUCAACAAUUAAUACUUGGAAUAAACCAUUUUAUUUAAACAUUCCAAUGUACCAACUCAAAUUAUUUAUUUUACUGCAGAAUAUUUCGACAAUCCCUCGUAUAAGAGGAUUAUUUUCGCUACGAAACCGGAAAUGCUACAAAUCCAAACUAUUUUAAUGUCAUUUCACAUAUUUUUUUCAACUACUCAUUAAUUGAUAAUAAAAUAAAUUUAAUAUGAGUUCAAAAUUACCAAGCAGCUGAAAUUUGAAGUCUUUUACUGAAGGAAGGGGAUGUUGAGCUCCGAUUUCGGGAGGGUUCGAUGUAGAAAAAGGGUUUUCCCAACUGAUGACGAUGCGAACCACCGAUAAGCGAUAUUUAAAAAACCUACGGGAAAAAUUGACUGGGCAUUCAUAAACACAAACCUAAUAAAACAUAACCUCACCUAACCUUUUUUUAACCUACGAGAUGUCUAAACGUAGCAUAACCUAACUAAAUGAAAUCUAACCGAACCAAAUCAGAAUAAACUCAACAAUAUUCUACUUUGACGGGUUGAUCAAUACCUUGAUCAAAUCAACUUAGCUUGGAUAGGGAUGGAUGUGAAUUGAAAGGACUGACCACGGCUUUUUCCACCUAGAAAGUGAAGAUUUGGGGCUUGUGGACGUUUUCCAAGCUUUGGCAAGCGUGUAAACGUAGCAUAACCUAACUAAAUCAAAUCUAACCGAACCAAAUCAGAAUGAACUCAACAAUAUUAUACUUUGAAGGGUUGAUCAAUACCUUGAUCAAAUCAACUUAGCUUGGAUAGGGAUGGAUGUGAAUUGAAAGGACUGACCACGGCUUUUUCCACCUAUGAGGUGAAGAUUUGGGUCUUGUGGAUGGUUUCCAAGCUUUGGCAAGCGUGUAAACGUAGCAUAACCUAACUAAAUCGAAUCUAACCGAACCAAAUCAAAAUAAACACAACAAUAUUCUACUUUGAAGGGUUGAUCAAUACCUUGAUCAAAUCAACUUAGCUUGGAUAGGGAUGGAUGUGAAUUGAAAGGACUGACCACGGCUUUUUCCACCUAGAAAGUGAAGAUUUGGGGCUUGUGGACGUUUUCCAAGCUUUGGCAAACGUGUAAACGUAGCAUAACCUAACUAAAUCAAAUCUAACCGAACCAAAUCAGAAUAAACUCAACAAUAUUCUACUUUGAAGGGUUGAUCACGACCCUCUAUGCCUUGAUCAAAUCAAUUUAGCUUGGAUAGAGAUGGAUGUGAAUUGGAAGGUCUGACCACGGCUUUUUCCACCUAGGAAGUGAAGAUUUGGGGCUUGUGGAUGGUUUCCAAGCUUUGGCAAACGUGUAAACGUAGCAUAACCUAACUAAAUCAAAUCUAACCGAACCAAAUCAGAAUAAACUCAACAAUAUUCUACUUUGAAGGGUUGAUCACGACCCUCUAUGCCUUGAUCAAAUCAAUUUAGCUUGGAUAGAGAUGGAUGUGAAUUGGAAGGUCUGACCACGGCUUUUUCCACCUAGGAAGUGAAGAUUUGGGGCUUGUGGAUGGUUUCCAAGCUUUGGCAAACGUGUAAACGUAGCAUAACCUAACUAAAUCAAAUCUAACCGAACCAAAUCAGAAUAAACUCAACAAUAUUCUACUUUGAAGGGUUGAUCACGACCCUCUAUGCCUUGAUCAAAUCAAUUUAGCUUGGAUAGAGAUGGAUGUGAAUUGGAAGGUCUGACCACGGCUUUUUCCACCUAGAAAGUGAAGAUUUGGGGCUUGUGGACGUUUUCCAAGCUUUAGCAAACGUGUAAACGUAGCAUAACCUAACUAAAUCAAAUCUAACCGAACCAAAUCAGAAUAAACUCAACAA
This is a messenger RNA of Diorhabda sublineata, 5663 nucleotides long. Its product is annotated as protein nubbin-like. Bases 17 to 1474 code for a protein of 485 amino acids. The transcript has 7 exons. The record is from RefSeq and is a predicted model, not a curated record. NCBI's taxonomy places the organism in Eukaryota, Metazoa, Arthropoda, Insecta, Coleoptera, Chrysomelidae. Gene Ontology annotation, biological process: regulation of transcription by RNA polymerase II. Gene Ontology annotation, molecular function: RNA polymerase II cis-regulatory region sequence-specific DNA binding; DNA-binding transcription factor activity, RNA polymerase II-specific.